AUGUCGCUCUGCUCUUAUCCUGCUCUAUCAGAGGCUAGUGCCAAGGGCCGGCUGGCAGCUCUGAAUAGCAAACUGACCUCACUGGAACGACAGCUGACCUACUUGGAAGCUCAGGUGCUCUCUGCUGGUGGGGCAGGCGGGAGUGUUGGGGCGGGUGAACCUUCUGGAUCUGGUGGGAUUCCAGGGACAGCACAACCAGCCGGCGGCAUGGACGAAGGCCGGAGGCUAGCUCCGCCGGGAAGCGUUGCUCCGCCGGAUGAGCGUGUUAUUCCCGCGUCGCGGAGACCGGACGGAACAAUGCGGAAAGAGAUUCGUGUGCGCGCAGGAUAUGUUGCGCAGGAGGAGGUGGCGACUUACGUAGCCCGAGGAUCACGUCCCAAGGGUAGUGGCCCAGAGCUUCCUCCCGGUAUGGACCCAGAACUGGCUGCGGAGAUGCAAAAGAAAAAAGCAGCUGCAGCAAAGAAGAAGAAAAAAGCCCAGGGAGCUGGAGGAGGUGCCAGUUCGGCUGCUGGUGCCUCCAACAGGAGAAGCUCAGUCCAACAAGAAGCUAACAGUCAGCUUGCAGAGGCUAUGGAUGAGCUCACUGUUUCCGGAGCAGAUAAGCAUGGAGGGGGUGCAAGUAGCAGAGCAGACUCAACUCAGUCUGGAUCGGAUGGCUCAGUUGGUGGUAAAGCUGAGAUUGAAAAGAAGAUACGUGCCCUGAAAAAGAAGAUCCGCCAGGCAGAAGCACUGGAAUCAGCUGAAAAUCUGUCUCCUGAGCAAGUGGAGAAGCUUAAAAAGCUUUCGGAUUGGCGCUCAGAGGUUGAAGCAAUGGAGCAACAGUUAGCCAGCAUGUAG
Molecule: messenger RNA, 837 nt
Organism: Closterium sp. Yama58-4
Lineage: Eukaryota; Viridiplantae; Streptophyta; Zygnematophyceae; Desmidiales; Closteriaceae
Source: the annotation of a GenBank genome assembly